AUAUGUGUGUGUGUGUGUGUGUGUAUAAAUAUAUAUGAUUACUUCUACUAGAUACAUCGGUUCAUUUCGUGAUGUACUUUGGCCAAUUUCAGAUCAUCCAAUUACUCUUGCUGCCAGCGUUUACACUUACUUGGCAGGGAAACAGAGAUACAAACAGUCUGGUCCGUUUGAUUGGAGGCAGUAACCCAAGAGAAGGACGUGUGGAAGUGUUCCACAAGGGGCACUGGACUACCAUCUGUGAUGAUGAUUGGGAUGUGGCUGAUGCUACAGUUAUCUGUAGAAUGGUUGGAGACUACACGAAUGGCAUUCCCUUUUACAAUGCUCGUUUCGGAAAAGGUAAAGGAAAUAUAACAGUGACUGAUGUAAAGUGUCGUGGGAAGGAAUCAACCAUUUUUGAAUGCCCGUAUCGCGAGGAGAAUUAUUGUCUACACAAAGAUGAUGCUUCCGUAACCUGUUUCAAAAUGUCACAUGACACGAAAGAGAAAGAAGUCAGCACUUUACCUCAACGUAAGGAAACAAUAGAAAUAAAGGUACGAUUGGUGGGCGGUUUGAACAACACACGUGGACUUGUUGAAAUUUUCCAUCAGGAAAGUUGGGGAACAAUCUGUAAUCACGAAUGGAGUUACAAGAAUGCUCAAGUAAUUUGCCGAAUGCUAGGAUACAAAAACGGUGAAAAAUACGAGUCUCGUCUGGCAACCGGAAUCGUACCAUCGUACUCAGUGAAAUGUGAAGGCCACGAGCAGACGAUCAAUCAUUGUCCACUUGACUGGCCAAUGGAUGAGUGUCCAGACAAUAACUAUGCAGUAGGUGUUACUUGUACUAAUAACAAACAACAAUUGACACCAGUAUCAGCGUCUACCGAUCAUGCAUAUAAUGCAUGCAAACCAAUGAUCGUCUGUUUGUCUGCUCUAGUACCGUCUUUGAUUUUAUCUGUUUGUAACUUUUUGUUUGUUCGUCUGUCUAUCUUUUGAUAUUUUUGUCUUAUCUAUCAUGACUGAUUGGCAUGGAAUCAUUCUCCAAUAUAUCUCAACCAUCUCAGGCCAUAGAUGCACUCUCUCUUCACAUUACCUUUUUUACCUCUCUCUACUACACCGGUCUCUGCUCCUAAGAGUUUGACUUUUGUAUACCACAUCCAUCUAAGACCAACUAUUACACCAAUAUUUCCACAUCUCUUUUCUUCUCACCCCACUUCCCCUAGCCAGCACCAUUCCUUCAGUGUUCUGCUUUGUUACAUCCAGAAAUGGCUCUGACAAAAGUAGCAUCAAUCUUUUAGGCCGUUCAAUUUUUCUCAACUGAUCAAUGGAUCAAUUGAGUAAACCUGUCAGUAACGAACCUAUAACGACUACUGGAAACAGCUGUAAGCCAAAUUUAGUCCAAUAAAGGAAAAAUACGCAAUGACCCAGCCAUUUAACCACACACUUGCUUUUGGUGGUAUUUUUCUUUCACUGAACUUUUCCGUUUUCCUUUUUGAUAAAGAACCAUGGAAGAAAUAUCAAAGACCCUCCCUUUUUUCCACUUUUACUGAGCAUCGAACCAAUACAUUCCAUGUGCACGUCCGCUUUUUGUUUUGUUAUUGUCAUUUUUAAUGUUCGAUUAUUCGAUAUUGAGUAUUUUAUAUAUAUAUAGAUAUAUAUAUAUAUAUA
Octopus bimaculoides (California two-spot octopus) is the source of this 1643-nucleotide messenger RNA. RefSeq names its product neurotrypsin. The record is from RefSeq and is a predicted model, not a curated record. NCBI's taxonomy places the organism in Eukaryota, Metazoa, Mollusca, Cephalopoda, Octopoda, Octopodidae. Gene Ontology annotation, cellular component: membrane.